Molecule: messenger RNA, 921 nt
Organism: Danaus chrysippus (African queen)
Lineage: Eukaryota; Metazoa; Arthropoda; Insecta; Lepidoptera; Nymphalidae
Source: the annotation of a GenBank genome assembly
AUGUCAGAUGUGGAAGUUGAAGUGCCUAGUACAUUUAAAAAACGUAACUUAAAAUGUAAAGGUGGAAGGAAACGAAAAACUUCAUCAAGUUCAGAAGAGAAGAACAGUUCAGAAUCAGACGAACCAACAGUUGUGUUGCCGUCAAAACGGGCUCAGAAAGCGAACCCGAACAUACAAAGUACCGGCGGCCAGAAGAAACAAAGAGUUGAAAUAGAGGACGAGCCUAGCAGUGAUGAUGAAAAGCAACAACCAAACACAACACUGUCUGUACAACAACAACGGGAAAAUGCUACGGCCACAUAUGAACUUGAUACGGAGAAAGACAAAGAUGCUCAAGCGAUAUUUGAGAAGGCACAGAAAAUAAAUGAGGAACUCCAAGGACAAGCUGAUGAUAAAGUGUAUCGUGGUAUAAAUAACUAUGCCCAGUAUUAUAAGAAACGUGACACAGCGGCUGGGAACGCUAGCUCUGGUUUGGUGAGGAAAGGUCCUAUCAGGGCGCCCGCUAACUUGAGAGCCACGGUCAGAUGGGACUAUCAGCCAGAUAUCUGUAAAGAUUACAAGGAGACUGGCUUCUGUGGUUUUGGAGACUCCUGCAAGUUCCUCCACGACAGAUCAGACUACAAGCACGGCUGGCAGUUGGAGAGAGAGGAAACGGAACAUAAGGCCGGUGAUUCAGAUUAUGAGAUACACAGCGAUGAAGAAUUACCAUUCAAAUGUUUUAUAUGUAGGGAGAGUUUUAAGGACCCCGUAGUUACUAGAUGUAAGCAUUAUUUUUGUGAGAAAUGCGCGUUAUCCCAGUACAAGAAGUCAACUCGAUGUUUCAUAUGUAACGCUCAAACCAGUGGAGUGUUCAACCCCGCCAAGGAGUUGGAGGCGAAGAUGAAGGAACGGAAUAGUGAUGAUGAUGACGAUGAACAUUAA